UUUUUUGACAUCUUGAUCUUGUUUUAACCUGUUUGUUUUGUUGUAACGAUCAGUUUUGUUGCAAAAGUGCUGAAUUCGCAUUGUUUUAAGUUUAGUGUUGUUUUAGAAGUAGUGUAUUAAGUUUAAACAAUGAGUUCACCAGCACCAGACACACCUUCAGACCGAGAUGGAGCCAGGUCCAGGAUGACGUCACCAGCGCGGGAGUACGAGAUGUUUGAAGAUGAGGGUGCUAUCCUCGGAGACAACCCUGAGGAGGAAGAAGAUGAUGGAGAGGAACUUUUUAACGAUAAUAUGGAGGCUGACUACCGCCCCAUGCCAGCCCUCGACCGCUACGACGCAGAGGACUUGGAUGAUGACGAUUACGAUCCAAUGUCCAUACAAGACCGCGCGGCCGCUGAACAAGAGCUGAGGAGGAGGGACAGAGAUGAAGGACGGACUCGGAGAGAUGAUCGAGACUUGUUGUAUGAUGAAUCGGAUGAGGAGAGUACAGGCGCCCCGCGGGCUAAGCGCCGGCGCGCAGCCGAGAAGGCCGCCCUGGGAACUGACGAGCAGGUGGAGGAGGGCAUCGAGAGCAUCGAGAACCUCGAGGACACCAAGGGGUACACCACCAAGGAGUGGGUCUCCAUGCUGGGGCCCAGGACUGAGAUCGCUAACAGGUUCAAGAACUUCCUCCGUACAUACACGAACAGCAAAGGCCAGUUUGUCUACAAGGAGCGUAUCCGACGCAUGUGUGAACACAACCAGGCCUCCUUCCAUGUGGAGUUCGAUGUGUUGGCGAGGAGAGAACAAGUGCUGGCAUACUUCCUGCCAGAAGCGCCCUUCCAAAUGCUGCAGAUAUUUGAUGAGGUAGCAAAAGACAUAGUCCUACAAAUCUUCCCGAGCUACGAGCGGGUGACAUCAGAAAUCCACGUUCGGAUAUCAGACCUGCCUCUCAUAGAAGAGCUCAGAACAUUCCGGAAGCUCCACUUGAACCAGCUGGUGCGGACAGUGGGAGUGAUCACAGCGACUACUGGGGUCCUGCCACAGUUGUCUGUUGUGAAGUAUGAUUGUAAUAGGUGCGGGUAUAUACUGGGACCGUUCGUCCAGUCACAGAAUUCUGAAGUGAAACCUGGGUCGUGUCCCGAGUGUCAGAGUGCGGGGCCUUUUAUGGUGAACAUGGAGCAGACGGUGUACCGCAACUACCAGAAGGUGACGCUGCAGGAGUCCCCCGGGCGCAUCCCGGCGGGCCGCAUCCCGCGCAGCAAGGAGGUGGUGCUGCUGGCCGACCUGUGCGACCGCGCCAAGCCCGGGGACGAGGUCGACCUCACCGGCAUCUACACCAACAACUACGAUGGCUCGCUCAAUACUGAACAGGGUUUCCCAGUAUUCGCGACCGUCAUCAUUGCCAACUACAUAGUGGUAAAGGAUUGUAAGCACAUCGUGGAUUCUCUGACUGAUGAAGACGUAGCGACCAUUAUUAAGCUGUCAAAAGACCCGCGAAUUGGAGAGAGGAUCGUGCAGAGUAUAGCGCCAUCUAUAUUCGGACAUGAUUAUAUCAAGAGGGGAUUAGCGUUGGCGCUGUUUGGUGGGGAGCCUAAGAAUCCAGGUGAAAAACACAAGUUAAGAGGCGACAUCAAUGUUCUCAUCUGCGGUGACCCCGGUACCGCCAAAUCACAGUUUCUGAAAUACACCGAAAAGAUCGCACCGCGAGCCAUCUUCACAACAGGACAAGGCGCCAGCGCCGUCGGUCUUACUGCCUAUGUGAGGAAGAAUCCUACCACAAGGGACUGGACGUUAGAAGCUGGUGCGUUGGUGUUGGCGGACCGCGGCGUGUGCCUCAUCGACGAGUUCGACAAGAUGAACGACCAGGACCGGACCUCCAUACACGAGGCUAUGGAACAGCAGUCCAUCUCCAUCUCCAAGGCUGGGAUAGUCACCUCCUUACAUGCUAGAUGUUCAAUAAUAGCAGCAGCCAAUCCCAUCGGAGGGCGUUACGACGCCUCGCUAACGUUCACAGAGAACGUGAAUCUCUCGGAGCCUAUUCUGUCGCGUUUUGAUGUGUUGUGUGUCGUGAGGGACGAAGCGGAUCCUAUGCAGGACGCUCAUUUAGCUAAGUUCGUGGUAAGCUCUCACAUCCGCCAUCACCCGACGCAGAGCGGCGUCACGCUGGAGGACAACAACGCGCCCGACCCCGACUUCAUACUGCCGCAGGACAUGCUCAAGAAGUACAUCGUGUACUCACGGGAGAACGUACAUCCUAAACUACAGAACAUGGAUCAAGACAAAGUAGCCAAGAUGUACAGUCAGCUCCGUCAAGAAUCUCUCGCUACCGGCAGUUUACCUAUCACAGUCAGACAUAUUGAAUCCGUAAUCCGCAUGAGCGAGGCCCACGCCCGUAUGCACCUUCGCGCGCAGGUGUCGGAGGAGGACGUCAACAUGGCCAUCCGCACCAUGCUCGAGAGCUUCGUCGAGACACAGAAGUACAGCGUCAUGCGGGCCAUGCGACAGACAUUCCAAAAAUACCUAUCAUACAAGAAAGACCACAGCGAGUUACUCUACUACAUUCUGCGCCAGCUCACAAUGGAUCAGCUGGCCUACAUGCGAGGCCUACACAAUCAUUCACAGCCCACCAUCGAAAUCUCCGAAAGAGACCUCUUAGAGCGAGCGAGACAGAUCAACAUUUCAGACUUGAAACCGUUCUAUGACAGCCGUAUAUUCAAAAUGAACAGCUUUUCGUAUGAUGCGAAGAGGAAAGUUAUUGUACAUGUGCUGCCUGAUACGCCGACGUCGGCUACUGCGUGAUUUUUUUAAGUAUCCAGUUUUCUGAAUGCCUAUUUAAUUAUUUUAAUUAAGUACCGCAUUGCGGGGUAUAUUGCAACCUAUCACAGAACAUGUAUUAAUUUAUGAUAAGUCGAUCAUUAAUGGGAAAUGUUAAUUUAUCAUUAAAUUAAUAGAAACUGGCCGAAUGCGUGUCGGAGUCGCGACACAAAAUAUUUGAAACAUGUUGUCCUUGUUAUUUUAAAGUAUAUUGUAGAGACAAAUAGAUGAUAAUGUUACUUUACCCAAGAACCUUCCACAAAGCAUAGCAUUUGGUCUUAAGAUUUGACUAUUUUAUGUUGAUCAGGCAUUCAAAAAAAUGGUAUUUGUAAUUAUGAAUAUAUAAUAAUAAAUCAUCAGUCGAA
Trichoplusia ni (cabbage looper) is the source of this 3161-nucleotide messenger RNA. RefSeq names its product DNA replication licensing factor Mcm2 (gene Mcm2). The transcript has 16 exons. Gene Ontology annotation, biological process: DNA replication; mitotic DNA replication initiation; double-strand break repair via break-induced replication. Gene Ontology annotation, cellular component: nucleus; MCM complex. The coding region runs from base 130 to 2781 and encodes 883 amino acids. Gene Ontology annotation, molecular function: single-stranded DNA binding; single-stranded DNA helicase activity; ATP binding. NCBI's taxonomy places the organism in Eukaryota, Metazoa, Arthropoda, Insecta, Lepidoptera, Noctuidae. The record is from RefSeq and is a predicted model, not a curated record.